AGCUCGCAACACACAGUGCUCGAGUAGUUGAAGGAUCCCAUUCAUAUACAAUUCUUUUCAUCCGCUCCUUGAACGAAUAAACUCAAGUCAAAUUCUCCAUCCACAAACUAGUCCUUCAAAACACGCCAAAGACACGGAUCAAUCAUGUACAUCCCCCACACCCGCUCCAACCCGGUCCCACUCCCACCACUCCCCGUCCGCCCUACAACUUCACCGACGACCUACACCGAGACGUUAACGGAUGCCCUCGAGUUCCUCAUCACGGUCUAUCUCCUCUGGGCGGCGGGAUAUCUCGUUUACUUGGCUGGGUGCUUGGUGUGUUUGAUUUGGGAGAUGGGUGCUGCAGGGGGUUCGAGGGGAAGGAUGGGAGUGAGGAGGGGGGUAGAUUUGACGGUGUUUCCUACGCUACAGGAGAAAUUUGGAAAGAUGGGAAAGUACGAGGAUGAGUACAACGGUGGAGGAUACAAGGGGAAGAGGCCGAGGAGAACGACGUGCUAGUCGCGUAGACCACUGUCGCCGAGUUUCGCCGCGUGUUU
Aaosphaeria arxii CBS 175.79 is the source of this 536-nucleotide messenger RNA. RefSeq lists its product as uncharacterized. The record is from RefSeq and is a predicted model, not a curated record. The transcript has a single exon. NCBI's taxonomy places the organism in Eukaryota, Fungi, Ascomycota, Dothideomycetes, Pleosporales. The coding region runs from base 145 to 498 and encodes 117 amino acids.